Pogona vitticeps (central bearded dragon) is the source of this 949-nucleotide messenger RNA. NCBI's taxonomy places the organism in Eukaryota, Metazoa, Chordata, Lepidosauria, Squamata, Agamidae. The record is from RefSeq and is a predicted model, not a curated record.
CGCGGACUACAUUUCCCAGGAGGCCUUUGGGAGCGGGCCGGGCCAGGAAAGCGUCAGGAGGAUGGUCUGGGCGAAAUAGAGUCGGGCGAAAGCAUGAAGCUGUACUGCUUGUCUGGGCAUCCGACCGUACCAUGCAACAUUCUCAAGUUCAAAUCUACCACCAUCAUGCUCGAUUGUGGGCUGGAUAUGACCUCCACUCUCCACUUCCUCCCAUUGCCUUUGGUCCAGAGUCCAAGGCUAUCGAAACUCCCAGGCUGGGUCUUAAAGGAUGGAAGCACUUUCCUUGACAAGGAGCUGAAAGAUUGUUCUGGCCGCGUCUUUGUGGAUUCCGCUCCAGAGUUCUGCUUGCCGGAGAUGCAACUGCUGGACCUCUCAACGGUGGAUGUGAUUCUGAUCUCGAACUACCACUGCAUGAUGGCGUUGCCCUACAUCACCGAACACACCGGAUUCACGGGGAUGGUGUACGCCACGGAGCCAACGGUCCAAAUUGGCAGGCUACUUAUGGAGGAGUUGGUCAACUUUAUUGAGCGGGUGCCAAAGGCGCAGUCUGCCUCGUUGUGGAAGAAUAAGGAGGUACAAAGGCUGCUUCCCACCCCUUUGAAGGAUGCUGUUGAAGUCACUACGUGGAGGAGAUGCUACAAUAUGCAGGAAGUGAACUCGGCGCUCAGUAAGAUCCAGCUGGUGGGGUAUUCCCAAAAAAUAGAGCUUUUUGGUGCCAUCCAGGUUUCUCCUCUUAGCUCCGGAUACGCUCUUGGCAGCUCCAACUGGGUCAUCCAAUCACAUUAUGAGAAAGUUUCUUACGUGUCGGGAUCCUCACUCCUUACAACACAUCUGCAGUCCAUGGACCAGGCGUCUCUGAAGAACAGCGAUGUGCUCAUCCUGACUGGACUCACCCAGAUUCCCACUGCCAACCCGGACGGAAUGGUGGGAGAAUUCUGCAGUAACCUUG